AGCUUUCUUGAAUCUUGAAUAUUUUGGGGAAGGCUGACAGGUAACAUAAAAUUAACACAGUUUUUUCGUAGCUUAAAUCUUAAUCACUGGGAUACUUUUGAUAGGCCAUCUCCCUACAUUGUCCCUUCACUGAAAAGGUUUCCCGCUUGUGUGCACUCAAACCGCGCGACGCCUCCCUGCUUCUUCUCCCAGCGCAGUACACUUUUACCUCCCCCUCGGUCUAAUUCAGCAAAGAUCACACCUCACUGGACCACAUGCAAAUCAAUUUUCCUCCUGUUUCCUUGCAGUUACUUCUGAUUCUCCGAAAAGUCAAUGUUUUUAAGCCCUUGUUAUCAUACUGUUAAUUCUGUCGAUUCCACCCCCCUCCUUUUUUUUUAAUUCUCGCUGUGUUUUUAUGGAGGGUCACUCUCUUGGCAUGUUCGAUAACAAACAAGCAGGUGCUCGGAGCAACAAAAUUCUUUGGUGUCUGGAUUGGAAUAAUAUUAACCUUUAAGAGUGAUCUGCCCCUCACCAGACUGUAAGAUGUCCCAGUCCACAGUUACUGAAGAAGGAGGCACCUUUGAGCACCUCUGGAGCUCCCUGGAGCCAGACAGCACCUACUUUGAGCUUCCCCCGGGCAGCCAGCCAGGUGACCGUCCAAUGCCUUCUACCAGCACCCCAGGGAGCCAUCGUAGCAUUGCUGCUGAGGGCUCUAUGGAUGUCUACCACAUGAGGGACAUGAACGACAAUGUGAUGUCCCAAUACAACUUGCUGAGCAGCAGCAUGGAGAGCCUGGGGAGCCGCGCGACGUCUGCCAGCCCCUACAGCUCCGAGAACGCCUCCUCGUCGGCCGUGCCCACCCCCUCGCCCUACUCCCAGCCCAACUCCACCUUUGAGGGCCUGUCGCCUGCCCCGGCCAUCCCUUCCAACACCGACUACCCCGGACUGCACACUUUUCAGGUGUCCUUCCAGCAGUCUAGCACCGCCAAGUCUGCCACAUGGACCUACUCUCCCCUGCUGAAGAAGCUCUACUGUCAGAUUGCAAAGACAUGCCCAAUCCAGAUCAAGCUCUCUUCCUCUCCUCCACAUGGCAGCAUCCUCAGAGCCAUGCCCGUCUACAAGAAGGCGGAGCAUGUCACAGAAGUGGUCAAACGCUGCCCUAACCACGAACUGGGACGAGACUUUAAUGAUGGUCAAGUAGCCCCAGCCAGUCACCUGAUCCGAGUGGAGGGAAAUAACCUUUCUCAGUACGUGGACGAUCCUGUGACGGGGCGCCAGAGUGUCUUCGUGCCAUAUGAGGCUCCACAGGUGGGGACUGAGUUUACGACCAUCCUGUACAACUUCAUGUGCAACAGCAGCUGUGUGGGUGGCAUGAACAGGAGGCCCAUCCUCAUCAUCAUCACUUUGGAAACAAGAGAUGGUCAAGUGUUGGGCAGAAGGUCAUUUGAGGGUCGGAUAUGUGCAUGUCCUGGCCGAGACCGCAAAGCAGAUGAGGACCACUUCAGGGAACAACAGGCCCUAAAUGACAGUGUGUCCAAAAAUGGCAGUGCCAAUAAGCGUAACUUCAAACAGAGUCCAACAAAUAUUCCCAGUCCAAAUAUUAACAUGAGGAAGAGGCGGCAUGGAGAGGAAGAGAUUUACUAUAUUCCUGUUCGUGGCCGAGAGAACUUUGAACUGCUGAUGAAGAUUAAAGACAGUUUGGAGCUGGUAGAGCUGGUGCCACAGCCACUGGUAGACUCCUACAGACAACAAACACAACAGCAGCUGCUGCAAAGACCGAGCCAUAUAGCAUCCCCAUCCUCUUACUCUCCACUAUCCAACAUGAACAAGCUCCAUACCCACGGAGGCCUCGGCAAGCAGCCAUCAGUCAACCAGAUGAUGGGGCAGCAGCCCCAGCAACACCAAACUGCCCCCAUAUCUCAUAUGGGUUCAAAUAUGCUCAACAGCCACCACAUGCAGGCCAAUGGCGACCUGAACGGAGGCCACAGCAGUCAGACUAUAAUGUCUGCCUCCCACUGCAGCCCGCCCCCUCCAUAUAACCCUGACCCCAGCCUUGUCAGUUUUCUAACCAGUCUGGGCUGUCAGAACUUCAUUGAAUACUUCACCUCCCAAGGCCUCCAGUCUCUAUACCAUCUCCAGACUCUCUCCAUGGAGGAUUUGGGUGAAUUGAAAAUACCAGAGCAAACCCGCAUUGUCAUCUGGCGAGGACUGCAGGACAUGAAACAAGGUGCCUCCCUCCAACUGCCUGCAUCAACUCAUCAUCAUGAUUAUCACGGUCAGCAGCUUCUUCGCUCCAGCAGCAACAUGGCUGCUUCUGCCAUGGCCGCCAUUGGUGCUGCCAGUGGGGAACUGCAACGCCAGCGCGUCAUGGAGGCUGUGCACUUUCGUGUCCGUCACACUAUCACAAUCCCAAAUAGGUCAGGAGUUGUUGGGACUGCAGGAAUGGCAGCAGCUGACGAAUGGGCUGAUUUUGGUUUCGACAUGCCCGACUGCAAACUGUCACGUAAGCACUCCAUCAAGGAGGAGUUUAUGGAAAGUGACAUUCACUGAGCCUAAAAAGACUUUUGGGGCUUUUUCUUGCCAAUGUUCAGAAAUGGUUAUCAAAUAUGCUGUCAUAAUUCAGUCAGUGAAUAUACAGGAAAGAAGUUUCUUUUGAAUAUGGGACAUUUUCACCUAGAAAACUGACAACAGGUGACACAAAAGGACAUCACAAGCUGAAAUAACAUGGGGUCAUAGCAUAUUUAGGGCAAUGCUUAGCAGCCAUGAUGUGGACUUUUAUUUGGGCACUCAUGAUUCAUGUCAAAAGACAGGAAUACUUUCCUGGAAAAACAGGAUAUUUUUGAUGCACUGUGCAAUAUGACACGACACAUAUUUCUUUUGAAGAACUGCAUUUCUUCAAUAGGGAAUUUUAAAGGUACUCAUUGAUCUACCUAACAUUCGUUACAGUAGCUUGCCCAUGUCACAACUAGCUAGUUCCAGUUUUGUGUUUUAAUACAAAUAAGUAUUUAUUGUUCUUUCAGUUUAACUUUACUUGUACAGAUGUAUAUACUGUAUCUUGUAAAUGUUUAAGUCUAGAUGUGGUCACAAAAAGGGGGUUGUAGAUUAAAAGUGUUUUUUUUCUUGUUUAAUCCAAAUGUCCAGCAUUAAAUGGUGAAUCAAAAUCACAGCACCAGAAACACUUGGUCCUGUAGAUAUUUAAUGGCCAUAUUGUGAUGACCUCUAGUUCAGUCUGCCUUUGUCAUUUUAUUGAUAGCAAAUGUUUAAUGGGCUUUGUUAAUGGUGUGUAGUCAUGAAACUCACCACAUUGUGAUAGGAGUUAGUUAAUGCUGCCAUUCCCUUUUUAUUCAUGUUUAAGAAAUACUAUGCUAAUUCUUGUAGAAAAAUACAGAAAAAACUGUUAAGACACAAAAUAUGGAAAUCAGUAUUAUAUCUUAGGAACAGGGGUUUGCUGAGAAUUUUGAUAAUAAUUAAGUGUAGCAUCCCUGUUUACCAAGACACUAGAUAAAACAGUCGUGUUCUCUUGUUCCCCUUCCAUUUUAAAAAACCUUGCAGGGCAAGGUCUUCAUAGUGAUGUUCAUACUGAUUAUAGCUAGUUGUGUACCUCGUAUGUCUCUUCAUGGCACUUGAGUGUGGAUAUUUAAUUGCAACAUUCCAGUUUGAUUUCUAGAUUGCCCUUCAGCAGGACCACUUGUGAUAUAAUUUAGUAAUGGUGUCUAAAGUGUUUGGAGUAACUGCAGGACAUUGUACAGUGACAGUCAUUUUUACCAUCUUGCGGCCAUGUUUUUAUUAAUGCCUUCAAAGACGUAUACUUUCACCCAUUAAACACCAACUGGUCACAGAAAGAGCACUUUAAUGCUUUAAAAGUGGAAUAGUCAAGGAUUAUUUGUGCUAAUGAUCAGUAUUAUACAUGACCACUAUGUAAAAAAUAAAUUGUGAUUGCUUUGAUA
Notolabrus celidotus (New Zealand spotty) is the source of this 3926-nucleotide messenger RNA. It is a transcript of the gene tp73, whose product is annotated as tumor protein p73. Lineage: Eukaryota; Metazoa; Chordata; Actinopteri; Labriformes; Labridae. The record is from RefSeq and is a predicted model, not a curated record. The transcript has 14 exons. Gene Ontology annotation, biological process: protein tetramerization; apoptotic process; regulation of transcription by RNA polymerase II. The coding region runs from base 523 to 2529 and encodes 668 amino acids. Gene Ontology annotation, molecular function: protein binding; DNA-binding transcription factor activity, RNA polymerase II-specific; RNA polymerase II cis-regulatory region sequence-specific DNA binding. Gene Ontology annotation, cellular component: nucleus.